GUUAUUAUUCUGAAGAAAUUCAUUUCAUUGCAGUUCUUCCACUGAUGCUGGUUAAAAUCCUACACGAUCUGAUUUUCACUUCACUUUUCUUUUUCUGUCCAUGUAAAAUGUUACAGGUUUGUUAAUAAAAAGAGAUAAAGCAUGAAGAACAAUCUACGGAUUGCAUACAGCAAUGGCAGGGAACGCUCUAAAAAGGUUGCAAAGAAAAUGCAGUGUUCUAGUUUUUUCCCCCACCAAAAUGGGUCCGCAUUCAUGAAUAAACACAGUUUCUGUAAUUCUCCUGCUACAUGUUAAGUGCUAAUCUUCUUAACCAUCUUCACUUAUAAUUAAUGGGUAUUUUGAAAAUUUUCAUACACAAUAAGACAUCAACAGCGCCUCGAUGCUAAUUUUCUCAGUCAUUUUCAGUAGUAUUUUGGGGCUGGUUAAUACUUGUCAUUAUUCUGCUUUGCCUGUGCAUGGAUGGAUGGUGGUGUUAUUCCAAGGCUUCAAAUAAUUGCUGCCAGAGGGGUUACUGAAUCUUUUUCUGUUCAUUUCUGGCCUUCUAAUUGUUUCAGGAUUCUGAUACUCUUCCUCUCUUUGGAAGCUGUUCUGUUGUACAGGAUGUUGUCAGCUAAAAUGGUUUCGAAUGAUUCAUCUUCUCUUGGAGUAAUUUUAUUAUUCUAUUGUGUUUUCCAGGGAAAGAGUCCUGUUGCAGAAAGGGAUGCGCACAUCAAUUGUGAAGUUCUCCAUGCACCUCUGCUAGGUUAUGAAGCCAAUGACACUAGUAACAUCAGUUCAGAUGACAAUGUUACUCCAUUUUCCAAAGCUGGUUUAUUCAGCACAAUCUCAUUUUGGUGGCUGAAUCCAUUAAUGAAGAAGGGCAAGAAGAAAAUCCUAGAAGAUGAAGACAUUCCUCAGUUACGGCCCGCUGAUCAAGCACGAACGUGCUACUUAUUGUACUUGGAGCAACUGAGCAAAUGGAAAGAAAAAGGAUCGUCUGAUCCCCCUUCAAUGUGGUCAAUACUCUAUUUCUGCUUCCAGAAAGAAAUUGUCAUUUCUGGACUAUUUGCAUUGAUCAAGGUAUUAUCAGUAUCCGCUGGUCCUUUGCUUCUUAACGCCUUCAUUAAUGUUGCGGAACGCAAAAAUGGGUUUAAGUAUGAAGGUUAUGUGCUGACAAUGGCGUUGUUUUUAGCAAAAUGUUUAGAAUCACUGUCAGAAAGGCAAUGGUACUUCAGAACCAGACUAAUUGGUGUUCAACUAAGAUCUAUGUUGUCUGCAGCUAUUUAUCAGAAGCAACUACGUCUGUCCAAUGAUGCUAAGAUGACCCAUUCUCCUGGAGAAAUUGUUAACUAUAUGACAAUAUAUGCUUUUAAAUUAGGAGAGUUCCCAUAUUGGUUCCAUCAAAUAUGGACAACAUGCCUUGAACUCUGUCUUGCAUUAGUUAUUGUCUAUUAUUCUGUGGGGCUGGCAACUGUAUCAGCUUUAACUGCCAUCAUAUUGACUGUGCUUGUAAGUUCUCCAUUGGCCAAGUUACAGCACCAGUAUCAGACAAAGCUCCAGGACCAACAAGAUACGAGAUUAAAGGCCAUUGCGGAGGCACUUGCAAAUAUGAAGGUCUUGAAAUUGUAUGCUUGGGAAGCACAUUUCAGAAAAGUCAUAGAAGGAUUAAGGAUGGAAGAAUUAAGGACACUAUCAGUUGUUUUGUUUCAAAGAGGGUGCCAUAUGGUUUUGUUCUGGUCAUCUCCCAUAUUAGUGACAGUAGUUACCUUUUGGUCAUGUUAUUUCCUUGGGGUUCCACUCUAUGCUAGCAAUGUCUUCACGUUUCUAGCAAGUUUGCGGAUUGUUCAGGAGCCAAUUAGGAUGAUCCCUGAUGUUGCAACAAUGUUCAUUGAAGCAAAUGCUUCAUUAGAUCGGAUUACGAAGUUUCUUGAAGCACCAGAGCUGCAAAACAAAAAUAGCAGGGAAACGUACAGUGAGACAGAGCACAACCUGUCCAUUGUUGUCAGGUGUACUGAAAUUUCGUGGGCUGCUGAUUCCUCAUCAAAGGCUGCUUUAAAGAAUAUAGACUUGUUGGUUAAAGCAGGAGAAAAGGUAGCUAUCUGUGGAGAGGUUGGCUGCGGAAAAUCAACACUUUUAGCAGCUGUUCUCGGAGAAGUUCCACGAAUCAAUGGCAUAGUUUAUAAGCAUGGAAAAAUUGCUUAUGUUUCCCAGACUGCAUGGAUUCAGACUGGGACCAUUCAAGAAAACAUUCUGUUUGGGUCUGUCAUGGAUCAAGUGAGAUAUGAAGAGGUGCUUAAUUGUUGCUCCUUGUUAAAGGACCUUGACAUGCUUCCAUUUGGGGACCUCACUGAAAUAGGAGAAAGAGGUGUUAACCUGAGCGGGGGACAAAAGCAGCGGGUUCAACUUGCGCGUGCACUGUAUAAGAACGCAGAUAUUUAUCUCUUGGAUGAUCCCUUUAGUGCUGUAGAUGCACAUACUGCGGCUAGCUUAUUUAAUGAGUAUGUUAUGAGAGGUCUGUCAGGGAAGACAGUUUUACUUGUAACUCACCAAGUUGACUUCCUUCCAGCAUUUAAUUCUAUUUUGUUGAUGUCUGCAGGGGAAAUCUUGAGAGCUGCUGCUUUUGAUGAGCUGCUGGAAACUUGUCAAGAAUUCCAAGAGCUUGUCAACGCACACAAUAACACUGUUGGUUCUGAAAGGAAUAUGGAGCAUGCUCGUAGCAGAAAAACAAGAGAUUCCAAAGAAGAGAUUCAAGAGAUUUAUCUCAGGGAAAAAUCAACAGCACCUUCAGGAGAUCAACUGAUUAGACAAGAAGAAAGAGAAAGAGGCGAUGCAGGUUUCAAGACCUAUGUGCAGUAUUUGAAUCACGGGAAGGCAUUUUUGUACUGCUUCUUCACAGUUCUGCUCCAUUUCUUAUUCAUAGUUGGGCAAUUGAUACAAACCUAUUCCUUGGCUGCUGACAUCCAGAAUCCUCAUGUAGGCAAAGUGGAAUUAUUCACACUCUACUCUGUGAUAGGGUGUAUCUUGGCGUUCUUUUUGAUCUUUAGGUGCCUCUCCCUUGUUAAAUUAGGCUACGAAGCCUCAGAGUCUAUUUCUUCUAAACUGCUGAAGUCUCUUUUCCGAGCUCCAAUGUCCUUCUAUGACUCGACACCUCUGGGAAGGAUACUUACUAGGGUAUCUUCUGAUUUAAAUGUCAUUGACCUGGAGGUGGCAUUCAAAUUAAUAGUAGCUAUUGGGUCAGCUUUGAAUGCGUACUCCAGCCUUGCGCUAUUGGCUGUUCUUACCUGGCCAGUCUUGUUUCUCAUCGUCCCCUUAGUUUAUCUAACUAUCGCCUUACAGAAAUAUUACUUCAGUACCGCGACAGAGUUGAUGCGAAUCAAUGGCACAACUAAGUCUUUGGUUGUGAACCACCUUGCUGAAUCCAUUGCUGGAGCCAUGACGAUAAGAGCUUUUGGUGAGGAAGAUAGAUUCUUUUCAAAGAAUCUGGACCUUAUUGACGCAAAUGCCAGUCCAUAUUUCCAUAGCUUUGCAGCAAAUGAGUGGUUAAUCCAGCGUCUGGAAAUACCAUGCAUAAUUGUUCUCUCGGCCUCAGCACUUGCCAUGACUUUGCUUCCCCUAGGAGCUUCUGCAGGAGGGUUUGUUGGAAUGGCAUUAUCGUAUGGUCUUGCAAUAAAUGUCUUUCUCAUCCUCUCUGUCCAAUACCAGUGCUUUGUAGCAGAAUCAAAUGUUUCUGUAGAAAGACUAGAACAGUUCAUGCAUAUUCCAAGUGAAGCUCCAGAAGCAAUAGAAACCAACCGACCCUUGCACAACUGGCCAAGUGUUGGUGAAGUGGAGAUUCGCAAUUUGAAGGUGAGAUAUCAACCCAAUGCUCCAUUUGUUCUCCAAGGGAUAAGCUGCUUCAUUGAAGGAGGACACAAAAUCGGGAUCGUUGGUCGGACUGGUAGUGGAAAGACAACACUUAUUAGUAGUUUGUUUCGAUUGGUGGAACCAACAGAGGGGAAAAUCAUUAUAGAUGGCCUUAACAUCUCCACAAUUGGUCUUCAUGAUCUUAGAUCCCAUCUUGGCAUCAUUCCACAAGAUCCAACACUUUUUAGCGGGACUGUGAGAUACAACCUGGACCCUCUAUCAGAACAUACUGAUAUAGAAAUAUGGGAGGUUCUUGAAAAAUGUCAGCUCCGAGAGGCCAUUCAGCAGAAAGAAGAGAGCCUAAAUGCUUUAGUGGCACAAGAUGGAUCAAACUGGAGCAUGGGACAGCGGCAAUUAUUCUGUCUCGGACGUGCAUUAUUGAAGCGGAGCAAGAUAUUAGUCCUAGACGAAGCCACUGCAUCAAUCGAUAACGCAACAGACGCCAUCCUCCAGAAAACUAUACGCACAGAAUUCGCAGACUGCACUGUAAUAACCGUGGCUCACAGGAUACCUACCGUGAUGGACUGCACCAAGGUGCUUGCCAUUAGUGAUGGGAAGAUGGUAGAGUAUGACGAGCCAGGGAAGCUGAUGAAUAAAGAAGGAUCACUAUUUGGGCAGCUGGUGAAAGAAUAUUGGUCUGGUGCUCCAGGCAUUGAUGACUAGCAGUAUUUUUGUGAAGAUCCAUCAGGAUUUGAAAGUGGAAUGGACUAGAAGUUUUUAAGUCAGCAUGUUGCCUUGAAUGCUUUAUUUAAUGAUGUGUUCCAUUUUUCUUCAUGUUUAAUUGAUUACUGCUAUGCAAUUAAUGAACUAGCACGGAUGUCACUAUUUAUAGUAACCGUGAAGGUGCCCUUUAGCUCCUUAAUUUA
Molecule: messenger RNA, 4748 nt
Organism: Populus euphratica (Euphrates poplar)
Lineage: Eukaryota; Viridiplantae; Streptophyta; Magnoliopsida; Malpighiales; Salicaceae
Product: ABC transporter C family member 10-like
Exons: 11
Coding region: 460-4545 (1361 amino acids)
Biological process (GO): transmembrane transport
Cellular component (GO): membrane
Molecular function (GO): ATP binding; ATP hydrolysis activity; ABC-type transporter activity
Source: RefSeq, a predicted model, not a curated record